Uloborus diversus is the source of this 1286-nucleotide messenger RNA. RefSeq names its product BMP and activin membrane-bound inhibitor homolog. The coding region runs from base 129 to 1016 and encodes 295 amino acids. Lineage: Eukaryota; Metazoa; Arthropoda; Arachnida; Araneae; Uloboridae. The transcript has 3 exons. The record is from RefSeq and is a predicted model, not a curated record.
UCUACGACGAUGUGAUUUGCUAAAUUUCGGAAUGGAAGGCUAAAGAAUCUUUUUCCUCUUCGAAGGAAAUUACAGAUGGUGCGAAGGUUUUUCAUACUUCUUGUCGUUUUUUUCGGCGUGAGUUAUCGAUGAUGUUUUCCAGUCCGCACGGAAUUCAAACCACGAGGUUCCUGUCGGCUUGUUUACAGACUGCUUUGCUGUUGAUGUCCGUAUUCCAUACAGGAAUUUCAAGCGUAAAAGCUGACGUUCGCUGCUAUUGCAAUCUCCCAGUGUGUGUGACGUCUGGUUACAUGUGCAAGUCCCCGCUCGGAGUCUGCAUAUCCGACCACUUCGGCUUCAGUGACGACCUCUGGCAGUCGCGCCACGCCUGCAUCGAGCUCAUCUCCGACGCGAGCCAACAGGUGGAGCCACUAAAAUGUCCUAACACUCUGCAAGGGGUGGAGAUUCAGACUUACCCCACUCGUCUCUGCUGCCGGGAAGAUAUGUGCAACUAUUUCAGAAAUAAUUUAGAUCCCCAAGAUCCAGUUUAUCGGCUAAACCAUAGUUAUAUGACAGGUUACCUUUCCAACGAGGACUACUUCUACAGGCAUAGUGGCAACAACAACAAUAAUUCAUCAAAGCAGCAGCAAGUAUGGUUCAAAGCUGCUGUCAUCGCUGUUCCUAUAGCAGGUGGUUGUAUACUGAUCAUGUUGAUCAUAAUGGCUGCUCGCAUGCUGAAGGCAGACCACAAAAGGUACAAAGAAUGGACAGAACUCCGGCGAAGAAAUCGAAUGAACACUCACGUGGUAUACACGGGAGAGAAACACAUCAGCCACAGUUUGCUGAUGCUUCCAAAGUCAAUCAGCAGCGCCGUCCUGGGCAACCACAGUGCUGACACCCACUUGAACAGAAGCUACACGUCUAUGGGCAGCAUUGGCCAGCCUAGCAGUUUGUACAAAAACGUGUCCAUAGCGUUGUCCAAUGACACCGACUGCACGGAUGGGUCGAAAGAUAAAUACUUUGUGUUCGAUUUGUGAUGCUAAUGAUCUCAAGCUAGUUUUUUGUUUGUUUGAUUUAAUUUUACAGUGGGACCUCUGAAGGCUGAACUGAUUGGGGCUGAGCCGGAUUCCGGAAAAUUCGGUUUUUAGUUCUAUAUUAUUAAAGUUUAAUUCUGGUUAUUAGUUCAAUAGUGAUUCAAAACUCUUUGUUUUUAGUAAAUAAUAAGGCGAUUUUACCCCUGAUGGAGUAUGAGUGCAAAACACGACAUCAUCAACGUCAUACUGCCGUAGGCAGGUAAAUGGCAGUAA